Molecule: messenger RNA, 2550 nt
Organism: Aethalodelphis obliquidens (Pacific white-sided dolphin)
Lineage: Eukaryota; Metazoa; Chordata; Mammalia; Artiodactyla; Delphinidae
Gene: CUNH6orf89
Product: chromosome unknown C6orf89 homolog
Exons: 8
Coding region: 459-1526 (355 amino acids)
Cellular component (GO): nucleolus; Golgi membrane
Source: RefSeq, a predicted model, not a curated record
GCUUCAGCUGAUUUCACUCAGUCUAAAUGAAUAUACUUGAUGCUUAGCCAUGAUUUUGUGUGGUUUUUUUUUUAAGGGACAAGUUUUUUGUUUUUGUUUUUAAUACAAACUGUCGUGUUGAGGGUUGACUUUCAGCAGAUCGCAGCAAGGGAGCUGCUCUAUAGUCUGACCUAAAGGGACAAGAUUUUUUUGUCGUUUAAUUAACGUCAUAGCCACUAGAUGCCAGUAGUACCCUCAAGUGUGACCAUCACAAAUGUCUCCAGACUUUCCAAAUAUCCCCUCAGGGGCAGAGUUGCCCCCAGUUGAGAACCACUGAUCUUACCAAAGGCGAAAGGAAGUCUUUUUAUCAAGACCUCCAUGUGCUCUUGAAAACUUCACUAAAUUAUUAGUAACUACCCUUCUGAUAACUUGAGAAAUGUGUCAGAAUCUCGGAGAAGAAGGAUGUACAGCUUGCAAAAAUGGAUUUUGUAUUAGAAGACAUGGAUCUUGCUGCUAAUGAGCUCAGCAUUUAUGACAAACUUUCAGAGACUGUUGAUUUGGUAAGACAGACGGGCCAUCAGUGUGGCAUGUCAGAGAAAGCAAUUGAAAAAUUUAUCAGACAGCUACUGGAAAAGAAUGAACCUCAGAGGGGGCCACCCCAGUAUCCCCUCCUUCUAGCUGUGUACAAGGUCGUCGUAACCCUGGGAUUAAUCUUGCUCACUGCCUACUUUGUGAUUCAACCUUUCAGCCCAUUACCACCUGAACCAGUGCUUUCUGGAGCUCAUACCUGGCGCUCACUCAUCCAUCACAUCCGGCUGAUGUCUUUGCCCAUUACCAAGAAGUAUAUGCCAGAAAAUAAGGGAGUUCCUCUGCAUGGGGGUGAUGCAGACAGACCCUUUGCAGACUUUGACCCCUGGUGGACCAAUGAGUGUGAGCAGAAUGAGUCGGACCCCAUCCCUGCCAACUGCACCGGCUGUGCCCAGAAAUUACCCCUCAAGGUGAUGCUCCUGGAAGACACCCCAAGGAAAUUUGAGAGACUCCAUCCUCUGGUGAUCAAGACCGGACAACCCCUGUCAUCUGAGGGGCUUCAGCGCUUUUUGUGCCAGUACCCUGAGGUUGCAGAAGGCUUCACCGAAGGGUUUUUCACCAAGUGGUGGCGCUGCUUUCCUGAACGGUGGUUCCCGUUUCCUUACCCAUGGAGAAGACCUCUGAACAGAUCACACCUUUUACGUGAGCUUUUUCCUGUGUUCACCUACCUGCCGUUUCCAAAAGAAGCCUCCUUGAAAAAGUGCUUCUUUCUUCAACCAGAACCUAUUGUGGGGAGUAAGAUGCAUAGGAUGCAUGACCUGUUUACCAUUGGCAGCGGCGAGGCCAUGUUGCAACUCAUCCCUCCCUUCCAGUGCCGAAGACAUUGCCAGUCCAUGGCGAUGCCACUAGAGCCAGGGGAUAUUGGCUAUGCUGGCGCCACCCACUGGAAGGUUUACAUUAUAGCCAGAGGGGUCCAGCCUUUGGUCAUUUGUGAUGGAACCACCCUCUCAGAACUGUAGGAAACAGAACUAAAGGAACAGGUUUGAGAGCUGAAGACCGGAUCGAAAGGGGGAAAAUAAAAACAAAAAACGAUGAAACCACUUUCCAGGGGUUGGUUGCUUAGUUGCCUGCCCUGUGCAUGCGUGUGUGAGCCAGUUGUGUGCUGGAAGCAAAGGCCAGAGCCCAGCCCUCCCAACUCUUCCAGCCCAGUUGCUUGGCCAGGACCUUGCCAAUACCCAUCUGUGAGAGACUGGCCUCUUCCAGGCCUUUUGGCACCAAAGCCUUGAGGCUGCCCUUCAGGCAGGGAGCACGGUUGAUACCUUCCCUCACUUGCAUGACAUGAUCCCCUCUGCUGGCUCCCUGGCCACGAGAGGGCAGUCACCAGGUCCUGACUUUAGAGCCAUCCUCUACCAGGUGGGCCUGCCUGUCCUCUCUUCCUGGUCACACCACCCUGUACUGUUUUUGGAAAGCCAUGGAUGAUUAAAGAAGUCAUUGCAGUUUCCCAAGCAGAAUGGAAUCUAGAACCGGUGAAAAAGGAUCAAAUAACCUCAAACUGCACUCAAGAAGUGCACUUCUUUCCCAGUGUCCAUGGCUUUUGGAGUAUCAGCGAUGCCAGGUCGGAGUCUGAUUGUAAUUGAAAUGGUAAUUCCUAAGGUAAUUCUUGUCUCCAUUCUAUCAGUUCUUAUGCCUCUCCCCUCCCUCCCCUUCUCCCUUGCCUAUCUGGAUGGCUUCUCAGAAGUUGGGCUCCUGGUCUCCCUCCCUUGGAUGGGCCAGCGCCCUUUACUGCUGAGGCAGCACUGCUCUUGUCAACUAUGUUGCUUUUACCAAAUGUCUUCGGAGGGGGAGAGGGUGCCUCCCCGGGUUUGAUCUUUAGGGUCCAACUUUCUGCAGGAAAGAUGUUUUACAGACAUGUCAAGCUGAUGUUGUAAUGUGGUUGGGGAAGGAACUCCAGACCCAGAGUCUUGGCCAGCUGGGCGUACGACUGUGUGACCCUCUGUCUUGAAAUGAUUUCUCUCUCUGUACUGGGAGCCAAGGUGAGGUGUU